CCCUCGCACGCGCUCUUCCUCCGCCCCUUCUGGAGUCUGAGUGCUGUUUUUGUUGUUGGUGAAAGGUGAGGGGAACAGCUGAUCGUCUGUGGGGAGGGCACAUACCUCAAGGACAGGAUGGAAGAAUCAACACUAAGCCGGGCACGGUCCCGGGGUGGAGUCAACUUUCUGAAUGUAGCCCGGACCUACAUCCCCAACACCAAGGUGGAAUGUCACUAUACACUCCCCCCAGGCACUAUGCCUAGUGCCAGUGACUGGAUUGGCAUCUUUAAGGUGGAGGCUGCCUGUGUUCGCGAUUACCACACAUUUGUGUGGUCUUCAGUUCCUGAAAAUACAACUGAUGGUUCCCCUAUCCAUGCCAGUGUCCAGUUCCAAGCCAGCUACCUGCCCAAACCUGGAGCCCAGCUCUACCAGUUCCGAUACGUGAACCGCCAGGGCCGGGUAUGUGGGCAGAGCCCCCCCUUCCAGUUCCGAGAGCCAAGGCCUAUGGAUGAGCUGGUAACCCUGGAGGAGACGGAUGGUGGCUCUGACAUUCUGCUGGUUGUCCCUAAGGCCACUGUGCUGCAGAACCAGCUGGAUGAGAGCCAACAGGAGCGGAAUGACUUGAUGCAGCUGAAGCUGCAGCUGGAGGAGCAGGUGACAGAGCUGAGGAGCCGAGUGCAAGAGCUUGAGACGGCUCUGGCAACCGCCAGGCAGGAGCAUGCAGAGCUGACAGAGCAGUAUAAGGGGCUUUCCCGGGCUCAUGGGGAGCUCACAGAGGAGAGGGACAUCCUGAGCCAGCAGCAGGGAGACCACGUGGCACGCAUCUUGGAGCUGGAGGAUGACAUCCAGACUAUCAGUGAGAAGGUGCUGACAAAGGAGGUGGAGUUGGACAGGGUUAGAGACACAGUGAAGGCCCUGACUCGGGAACAGGAGAAGCUCCUCGGACAGCUGAAGGAAGUCCAAACAGACAAGGAGCAAAGUGAGACGGAACUCCAGGUGGCGCAACAGGAGAACCGUCGCUUAAAUUUGGAGCUGCAGGAGGCCAAGGGCCAGCAAGAGGAGCACAGUGUUCAGGCCCAGAGACUGAAGGACAAGGUGGCCCAGAUGAAGGACAGCCUAGGCCAGGCCCAACGACGAGUGGCUGAGCUGGAGCCCCUGAAGGAACAACUGCGAGGGGCCCAGGAGCUUGCAGCCUCAAGCCAGCAGAAAGCCACCCUUCUUGGGGAGGAGUUGGCCAGCGCAGCGGGAGCCAGAGAUCGCACCAUAGCCGAACUCCACCGCAGCCGCCUGGAAGUGGCCGAGGUCAAUGGCAGGCUGGCUGAGCUCACUCUGCAUCUGAAAGAAGAAAAAUGCCAGUGGAGCAAGGAUCGGGCUGGGCUGCUGCAGAGUAUGGAGGCAGAGAAGGACAAGAUCCUGAAGCUGAGCGCAGAGAUCCUUCGGCUGGAGAAGGCAGUGCAGGAGGAGAGGACCCAGAACCAAGUGUUCAAGACUGAACUGGCCCGGGAAAAAGAUUCCAGCCUGGUGCAGCUGUCAGAGAGUAAGCGGGAGCUGACGGAGCUGCGGUCAGCCUUGCGUGUGCUCCAGAAGGAAAAGGAGCAGUUGCAGGCUGAGAAACAGGAACUGCUAGAGUACAUGAGGAAGCUGGAGGCCCGCCUGGAGAAGGUGGCAGAUGAGAAGUGGGAUGAGGAUGCUGCCACAGAAGAUGAGGAGGCCACUGCAGGGCUGAGCUGCCCAAGGGCCCUGACGGACUCAGAGGAUGAGUCCCCAGAAGACAUGAGACUCCCACCCUAUGGCCUGUGUGAGCGUGGGGACCUAGACUCCUCUCCGCCGGGGCCCCGAGAGGCCUCUCCGCUCGUUGUCAUCAGCCAGCCAGCACCCAUUGCUUCCCACCUCUCAGGGCCAGCUGAGGACAGCAGCUCUGACUCGGAGGCUGAGGAUGAGAAAUCAGUUUUGAUGGCAGCUGUGCAGAGUGGUGGUGAGGAAGCCAACUUGCUGCUUCCUGAACUGGGCACUGCCUUCUAUGACAUGGCCAGCACCAUCUUCCAUGGAGCCCAAAUUGCCCUGCAUCCCCUCAUUCCUGCCCCUACCCCCUCCCCAACCACCAGUGGCUUUGCCAUGGAUCCUCUGUCUGAGGCUGGCACUGGGGGCACUGCCACCCCACCGUGGAAGGAAUGUCCUAUCUGUAAGGAGCGCUUUCCUGCUGAGAGCGACAAGGAUGCCCUGGAGGAUCACAUGGAUGGACACUUCUUUUUCAGCACCCAGGACCCCUUCACCUUUGAGUGAUGUCACCCUUUUGUAGCACAUGUGUGGACACGCACGUGCACAUGCACACACACACGGACAUCCACUUUGCCAUCCAGUGGGCUCCAUGAUACCCUGUGUCAUAAGAACCACUCCUGUAUGCCCUUGUUCCAUCCCAGCUUGCUAAUGUCAUCCUUUCCUACCUGGCUUUUUGUCCUGGCCAGGGUCCUCUUUGGAAGCAGUGGCUAAACACCCACUGAAAUUGGUUUUGAAGAACCCAGGAUAGAGGAGACCUGUGGGGCUAGAAUCCACUCCUAGCCCAGGUUGCUUCUGAUAUACUCUCUGAUGCCCCAAAGCCAAUUCCUGGGGCACUCCACUCUCUUAUUUGGGGUUUGUAUUUGUUUACCUGAGUUUUCCCUAGGGCCUGCAUAGGGGCAGUAGUAUGGACACUCCUGACCUUCAGAUCUUUUGGUUCUGUUUCUUUGUUUCCUCUUUCCUGGUUGACUUCCAUACCUCAUCCCAGCCUUUUCUGUAGAAUUAAUAUCUUAGAUAUUAAUAUAGAGGUCUGUUUUGUAUUUUUGAGGCUUCCUAUACUGUCUCCUGCCUCUCCCUGCUGCCCUCCCCAAUCCCCUGUAUCCUCACAUGAAAUAAUGUAUUUGUGCCUUCUGUGAGGGUGGGGUGAUCCUACAUGUCCUCAUCUCUAGCCCCUAUCCCAAAGCCCCCCACAGCAAUAAGAGCUUCCUCUCCUCCCAUACCCUUCCUCUCUUAUCUGUAGUUUGGACAAAUAUAUUUAUAUGAUAAGUGUAA
Molecule: messenger RNA, 3030 nt
Organism: Octodon degus (degu)
Lineage: Eukaryota; Metazoa; Chordata; Mammalia; Rodentia; Octodontidae
Gene: Calcoco1
Product: calcium binding and coiled-coil domain 1
Exons: 16
Coding region: 118-2265 (715 amino acids)
Source: RefSeq, a predicted model, not a curated record